AUGAGGCCUGGUGCAAAGUUGUAUGGCUUUCAUCAUGAACAGCCAAAGAAGGUGAUCAAUGGUCCUCGUCCUUCCCCUUUGGUUAUCAACAAAGAUUCCCACAUGAUACGCAAGCCUUCAACAUGUGUUGAUGCACAAACCAAACUCCAGAGGCCACAGAGGAUUAAUCCCAUCAUCAUUUACACUGAAUCACCCAAGGUUAUCCAUUCGAAGGCUAAAGAUUUCAUGGCUCUUGUUCAAAGACUCACGGGUAGAUCAAGCACCAGUGAUAACGUGACCACUGCUUCACUUCCUCAAGAGACCUCUGAGAAUAUCGGUUCAUCUUUGUCUGAUGGUUCCAACAACAAUAGUAAUGAAACAAGUUCAGCUCUUAGGAGGGGUGGUGAGAAUUUGAUAGAGAGUGGUGCAGUUGUUCAACAAAGUCCUUCUUAUCUGGAUUUUGCUGAUGUGCCACUUUUCACUCCAAAUCCCUCAGAUUUCUUUUACUCAUCUCGAUCAUCAGUGUAUAAAUAUUCUGACUCCCCAUAUGGGGUUUUGGGAAGUUUGAUAUCCCCUUCCGCGUUGGAAUUCAUGAAAGAACUGUCUGAAUAUUGA
Sphenostylis stenocarpa is the source of this 594-nucleotide messenger RNA. NCBI's taxonomy places the organism in Eukaryota, Viridiplantae, Streptophyta, Magnoliopsida, Fabales, Fabaceae. The record is from the annotation of a GenBank genome assembly.